AUUCGAACCAAUCAAAUCGUUCGUUACUUUCAUGCAAGCGUCGGUCCGGCAUGUGCCCGAACAAGAGAGAACAAAUACCAAAAUAAUUUUUAUAUUUCAUAACUUUUACAACUAUGAAUAGCUGAACAGAACUCGAGAAAAGAGAAUUGACAUAAAUCAAGAUGCCAGGAAUAAAAAGAAAAGGUUCACUGUUGCCUGUCACUGAUAAGCCACCCAAGUUAAAGAAACAGAGCACAAGUGCCACAGUUGCCACAGCUAAAGGAAAGGUAGAGAAGAAGAAAAAGAUUGUCCCGGUAGAUUCAUUAGACGCUCCGCCUAAAUUAGAAAAAAUAUCAGCCAUUGAUUCUAGAAAGAAAGCAUCUCCCGGGAAAAAGUCACCAGAAAAGAAAUAUAAGAUGCCAAGAUUUCCCACAUUGAAACCCACCAAACGGAAAGAUGAUGUAGAUGGAGAUUUUUCUUUUUCCACACCAUUAUUUUAUUCCAAAUCCUCAGCUUCAACCAAUUUUACCAAACUAAAAAAGGACCCCACCCUAAAGUUAAAUGACAAGAUAACUGAGAAUGAAUUGAAUAACGACAAAGGAACAAACCUGGCCUCAGAGACUACAGAAAUUUUGCCCCCUCAGUUGGAAAUCGAGGUGGACCCCAGUCUGACUAGGGCUUCAGAGAUAGAGAAGAAAAUGCAAAAACUUCCAUCCGGCUCAAUUGUGGGCAAAAUUACCAACUUAGAAUUUGAUGACCUGGUUUUACCUGUAGUUGCAUCAGAUAUAGUUUAUGAAUUUUCUGAUGAGAGUUCCACUUCAACAUAUGGAGCUUCUAAGAUUACUUGUGGAAGUCUCCAGCCAAGAGCCUCAGCUUUUGAAGUUGCUGAAUAUUUUACUUCUGUGGAUAACCAAGAUAGUGAAAAAAAGAUUGAAAAAGAACCAUUACCAAAAAUUGAAGAGGAAGCAAGUGAGAAUACUGAGAAAGAACAAAUUGAUAUAGAUGAACAGGAAAUGAAUGAAAGUGAAAUUAAAGACAGCAGUGAUGAAGACAGUGACAAAAAGGCUGAGAGUAAGGAAGAAAAUAAACCAGAGGCUAGUACCAGCACUAAUGAAACUGCCUCCCCUGUGAAAACUCCUAGAAAAGUUCCUGGAGGCCUUCGCGAGAUUGUCUUUUCAUUUGACACUACAGGGUCCAUGUAUAGUUACAUGGAAGAAGCAGGGGAGAGAAUUAAGGAUCUAGUCAACCGCUUACAGACCGAUAUGCCUGGGAUUCGUCUAGCGUUCAUGGCACACGGUGACUAUUAUGAUCUCAGCCAUGACAGAUACCUGAUCAAGUGGAUCGAUUUUGGUGCCAGUAUUGAGGAAGUGGUGAAAUUCUUUGAGAACCUGUCAAUCACUCAUGGAGGUGACGAUGACGAGUGUUACGAACUUGUUCUGAGGAAGACUCGUGAGUCUCUAUCUUGGACCCCUGGGAGUCAGAGAAGUCUAGUUUUGAUAGGAGACUCCGACCCCCACGAACCAGGCUAUAAAUAUGAACAAUUUGUCAAUGACAUUGACUGGAGGGUAGAGACGGCUCUUCUGAAGGAGAUGGGAGUCAGGAUCUACGGUUUACAGGUGGGAUACAGAUCAGACUUCUACAAACAGAUCUCAAAAAUAACUGGAGGUGCUCAUCUGAGAAUAGACAAUGCUAGCUUUACUUAUGAAACUCUGAUGUCCAUAUGUUUACGAGAAGGCAGCUUGAAGUUACUAAAGAGUUACGAAAAUGAAGUGCGAAAAGCCAAGAAAAAUUCAGAGGAGGGGGGUAUAUUGGACUUGGAAUUAGAGAGGUUAUUUAGCUCACUGAAAAGUGUUGAGGACAACAAAUCUACGAAAACAAUGCUCAAGGAACAAAAACUAGCCCUCAAAGAAGAAAAGAAGGCCAAGAGAGCCCUGGAGAUGGAGGCAAAAAUGGAGGGAAGUGGAGGCGAAGGAUCACCCACCAAAAAAUUAAAGAUCGAUAAGUCCCCCCUUAAAUCUUUGAACAAGUUCAAGAAUGCAGCAACUGCUAAAAUUUUGUCUAAAGCAAAAAGAACAAUUAUUGAGAAAAAAUUAGCAAAGACUUCUCCUGUGAACAAAGGGUUAAAAAAUGAAGAUGGCCAAAAGGAGGAAACCACCAAAUCAAAAGUCCCAUCAAAAGUGAAAGUGAAAAAAGAAGAGGGCAAGGAAAUCUCAAAAAAGACACUGCCAAAGUCUGUGAAGAAAUCUUUGAAGUCUGGAAGUGGAACUCAAAACGGAAGUGGGAAAAAGAAACCAGGAAGGCCUCCUAAAGCUCAGAAUGAAGGAGGAAAGAAGAAGCCUGGGAGACCUCCAAAAAGUCCUACAGUGGAAGAGAAAAAGAAACCUGGAAGACCUCCAAAAAGUCCUACAGUGGAAGAGAAAAAGAAACCUGGAAGACCUCCAAAAAGUCCAGCAGAGGAAGAGAAAAAGAAACCUGGUAGACCUUCCAAAGUUCAGAAGGAAGAGAAAAAUGAAGAGAAGAAAAAACCUGGAAGACCUCCAAAGGGAGAACAGAAAAAGCCAGGCAGACCACCUAAAAACCCUACUCCUAGCAAAGAGGCUAAAGAAAAUGCAAAAGAUGACAAAGUAACAAAUAAGAAAACUAGUGAUGUGAAGUCCAAAAGAAAUGAGAGCAAAGGAACAAAACCUGUGCAAUCUACAAAACCUUCUCCAGCAGCUAAAAAAUCACCAGGGAAAAUCACCAAACCAAAGGUGUUGGCAAAAGUAGGCAAUAAGAAGGCAGAACUCCUGAAAAAGUCAGCGAAAACCACCACAGCUAGUGCUGUUAAGAAACAAGAGAAAACUCAGGCAUCCAAGAAAAGUGAGAAAUCCAAACCUGCAAACAAAACCAAACUGGAGAGUAAGACUCCAAAAAAAGAAGCCAAGGAAGCUCAGCAGACUUCCAAGAAAAGUCCAAAAGCUUCACCAAAGGUGUCAAAACCGGUCAAGAAACAACCGAGAGAGGCGGCCCCGGUGACAAAGUUUGUGAUGGGACCGCUCAGUGUGUUAUCCUGGGACAACUGGAUGCCUCUAAUCACCCACACCAAGCCGGACGUCAAAACGGAGGACUGGAAAAAGAAGCCCAGUGUCUCGCCUGGGUUCUGCAAUGACAAGGUGUAUAACAGCGAGACUCCGCAAGCGGUGUACGAGAUCGCGGUGUCCCCUCCCGACAGCACCAAGCGGUAUCCGGUGUUUUAUGCCGUCGAUGCUCUGUGGAGCUGCUUCUCUUCCGCAUACAUUAAGAAGGAGGUGGAGCGAGUUAUAAAAGCAAAGGGCUCCAUCAGUGUGAGGAAAGGGUCCAUGGGCAAACCUAAUGAUGCUGUGUUUCAGAAGGCAGUGGAUUUCAUGAAGGUGAACUUUGACUAUGCCUGGGACGGGCGAGGGGUGGAUGUUAAGAAAGAUGGGUUCAUUAUUGCUAAAGCAUCAUCAUUAAAUUGUGUACACGGGAUUACGAUGGCCACUGUUUUGGAGGAUCCAUCCUUAGAGCGGCAUUUCAAGGGACACAGAGAUACAGUAUGCAGUCUAGACUUCAAUCCCAACAUGAAGCAGCUUGCUUCUGUGUCCAUGGACUCUUGCCUAAUGGUGUGGAAUUUCAAACCGCAGAUGCGUGCAUACAGAUUUGUUGGACACAAGGAUGCAGUAAUGGACGUCAAGUUUUCACCCUCGGGACACCUGGUAGCUUCAGCAUCACGAGAUAAAACAGUCCGGCUCUGGAUUCCUACAGUGAAAGGAGAGUCCACAGUAUUCAAGGCCCACACUGCAACUGUCAGGAGUGUAGACUUUACUUAUGAUGGACAGACGUUAAUUACUGCUUCUGAUGACAAAACAAUUAAGUUGUGGACUUGUCAUAGGCAAAAAUUUCUGUAUUCCCUAAAUCAACACAGCAACUGGGUCCGGAGUGCCAAAUUUUCACCUGAUGGCCGUUUGAUUGUGUCGGGUAGUGAUGAUAAAACAGUGAAAAUCUGGGACAGGAACAGCAAAGAGUGUAUCCACACAUUCUAUGAACAUGGAGGGUUCGUAAAUCAUGUAGAAUUUCACCCCAGUGGAACCUGUAUCGCCUCAGCGGGAACUGACAGCACGGUCAAAGUGUGGGAUAUUAGGAUGAACAAAUUAUUACAACAUUACACAGCCCAUAGUGCAGCAGUCAACAGCCUGUCCUUCCAUGCCAGUGGUAACUACCUGAUCUCUGGAUCAGACGACUCAACACUCAAGGUGUUUGACUUGUUAGAGGGAAGGCUGUUUUAUACACUCCAUGGACAUCAGGGACCAUGUACAGCAGUGGCCUUUUCCAAAUCUGGUGAAUAUUUUGCCUCAGGAGGAUCAGAUGAACAGGUGCUGGUCUGGAAGACAAACUUUGAUCAGCUGGAUUUCUCAGAGGUUCUCCAGUCUCACAAAAACCGACAGGAAGAGCCAACGCCCUCAGAACCCACUGUCUCUGACAUCCCACCCAGGGUCACACGGAAACCGACCAAACCAAAGUCUCCCCGAGGGUAUGACGCGAGAACGGAGCUUAAAAACAUGGAUGAUGAAUCAGUUCCCGUUACGGAUGUGGGGCCUGCUAUGUUUUCAUCAGAGCAGAAUGGUGUUACCUUUGAAAUGGAUAUGAUGGGAUCAGAGCCAGAGCCCACAAUACGCACCACAAAGGACCGCCCAGCUACCACCCAGCAAUUGGAACCACAAUCCUUACCCCCACAGCUUGGAAAAACGCUGGAGCAGAUAGUGGGACAACUGGAUGUACUAACACAGACUGUUUCCUUAUUGGAGCAAAGAUUGACAAUGACUGAAAAUAAACUUCGAGAGUGUCUUGACAACCAGCAAAGAUUGACACUUCAGGUCCGCCCCUCCGACUGAUUGCAGCUCAUCGAAGACCUGGUCAUCCAUGGUCCUCUUUUAUUUAUUUAGUUUACAGAAAGAAACGCUUAUCUCAAGUGCAUGAAUGAACAAUUUAUUGGAGAAGAACAUUAAAGAUGGCCAGUUGUGAUCGGAGAAUCAAUUUUUCUUUACUUGUUGGCAACAUUAACUCUCUUUGCAUUUAUUUAUAAAUGCUGAUAUUUUGAGUUGAAAAAUGAUGACAAAGCUUGUAUGAGGAUUUUUAUGUUACUCGCAUUAAAUGAAUUUCAUUAAAAAGAUCUGAUGUACAUGUGAACACUUUAGAAGAAUUCCGUCCAUUUGAAUCUCUGUUGUUCGUACGACUUUUUAAUUUGGAUAUUUUUAAAAAUACCCAGUAUUUGAUAUUUGUUUUAUUUUUAAUUUUUAAUUUUCAAUAUGACAAAAGCUCAGUUAAUUUUUCUCCUCAUUUGUUCAUUAGUUUUACUGAAUGUAAUACAUAAGAGUACAUUUAUAUCAAAUGUCAAAUUGAUAUUAACAUUGUACAUGUACAGCAAUAAAAUGCUUUUAUCACAAGAUAAAUGCCUGUCAUUAUAAAUACUGACAUUUAUAGGUAAUACAUAAUUUACAAACAAUUUUUAAGAGUCUUACUAAAAUUUUUAAUAUUUUGAAAAUUUUGUUUUUAGUUCUCGAAUUGUAAUAGACUUAAAAUUUAAUUGUUUUGACAAUUUGCAGGAAGUCACAGAGCCAUUCAUAUACUUGAUACAUCAAAACCAAGCAGAUCUUUUUAGAAUAAGACAAAGAUUUUGUCAGUUCUUCAAGUUCUCUACAUAUUCAUGUAUAGCGGAACACACGAGAUUGGUUGUCAAUUCACAGAUAAUAGAAAAUGUAACAAGAACUUUUGUAUGUAGUUAUGUUGAUAUUUAUUAAUUUGUAAAUAAAGAUAUAUGCAAUUA
Molecule: messenger RNA, 5800 nt
Organism: Magallana angulata
Lineage: Eukaryota; Metazoa; Mollusca; Bivalvia; Ostreida; Ostreidae
Exons: 19
Coding region: 162-4868 (1568 amino acids)
Biological process (GO): cilium assembly
Cellular component (GO): centriole; ciliary basal body
Molecular function (GO): protein binding; DNA binding
Source: RefSeq, a predicted model, not a curated record